This is a messenger RNA of Stylophora pistillata, 1718 nucleotides long. RefSeq lists its product as uncharacterized. The record is from RefSeq and is a predicted model, not a curated record. NCBI's taxonomy places the organism in Eukaryota, Metazoa, Cnidaria, Anthozoa, Scleractinia, Pocilloporidae. Gene Ontology annotation, molecular function: calcium ion binding.
UCAUAGAAGAUUAUACCGUUCUUUAAUAGAGGUAUCCAGUUAGUGCUGUUUGAUCGUUUUUGUUACCAAUUCAACAUCUCAGACUCAAAAAAGAUAUGGAACUCGGAAAAUGUUUGCCCUUACUGGUUUGUAUUGUUGGCUGUCUUCACAAUUCGCAAGCUCUCAAUCGAGAUUCCUCAGAUUCAGAGGGAUUGUUGUUGAUAAUGAUGGUAGAAGAAACAUUUCAUCGCUUGAAUAUCACGGGGAUCAUUUCAGCCCGAGUUGAAGAGGGCGACGAAUGUGGAUUUGCUUGUGCAGCCAACCCAAAGUGUUUUUCAUACAACUUGGAGGCAAAUAUCUCCCUAACCGGAACAGGCCUGUGUGAGCUACUUCCAUCAGACAAGUACAACAAUUCGGAGAAAUUCAUCAAAAGCCCAAGGUUUCAUCAUUACAGUAUUAAGGCUCCCCGUAUCUCUUUGGCCGCGUUAAAGAGUACUCGUAGCCGUGACGUCACGGUAGUAACACCAAGUUUAUCAAAGAAGCAAAAUAUCGACGACUGCAAGAAUGAUUCAUGUCAGAACAAAGGAACUUGCAUUGAUCGAGUCAAUGGAUUCGACUGCCGAUGUCCACUUAGAUAUUCUGGCGCUCGAUGUGAACUUGAAAUAGACAUUUCCAUCAAUUCUACAAUUUUGUCCAAAAACACUGACUUUCUCCGCAACCUAUCAGAUUUUCUGUCGUGUGCCGUUGGAAAUAGUUCACAGUGGUUGCUGUGCCACCGCGCCUCCAUGCACGGCUGGGCUGCUGCAACCUUCCACACCAGGUGCGACCAUAAAAAACACACCGUGACCAUCAUCAAAAAUGGCCAGUACGUGUUUGGAGGAUACACUGAUAUUCCUUGGGUCUCUACAAGUGGUUCUGCCAACACUUCCAGUGCGUUUAUAUUUUCUCUACGGAACAAAGAGGAGCUGCAUCCAUUUAAGAGCAGGGUGCGGCGGCCGGAAUAUGCCAUUUACAGCAGUUCUAGUUACGGUCCAACAUUCGGAUGGGGCUACGACAUUUAUAUAUCGGAUAAUGCCAACAGCAACAAAAAUUCAUAUACUACUUUUGCCUCUGGUGGCUACUACGAGUCACCAAAAGGAGUGCAAGAUCUAAACACAAUCUUGGCCGGUACGCAGUUCUUCUCACCUGAUGACUGGGAGGUGUUUUAUCUUGGUUGAAAUACCUUUCCAUCCACAUUACUGCCAUCAAAACGAUUUACUAGACUGGGAUUCAAUUGGCCAUGAGGGCUACCCUAGAAAGAUUAUUUACAUCCUACCGUGUUACUUUCAAUAGAAAUAGAAAAAUUAUCUGUUAUAUUAGUCUCAGCACUUUUUAUCUAUUGUUCUAUUGAUCAUCGAGAAAGUUUCUACUUAUCUGCACCGAGAAAUUUAGAGUACUACUAGUAACUACAAUUCAACUUGCUGAGGGAUAAACUUAGAAUAUGCUUUGCAAAUACUAAUAAGAAUAACUAUAGUCUAGCUAGGCUGUACCUCGUGUGCCUCUUUUUUGUCCCUACUACAUUUUGACGUCAUCUAUGAUUUAUAACUAGACAUAUGCAAGUCAAAAUGGUAUCUAUUUGUUAACUUGAUCACAUUCAAUUUUAAAAUAGUAUGAAGUGUAAAUAGGGUCUUUUGUUGUUUUAGGUAACUAGCACGGCUAAUAUCACCUAUUUCAUCUAUAAUAAAUUAAUUUUGAUUUCA